AUGACGAACCAGCUCCCACCCGACCCCACCUCCGCGCCCAACACCACCUACGCCUCAACAAUGUUCACGCCCUUCCGCGUCGGCCGCUACAUCCAGCGCCCCGACGGCAGCGUGAUGGACCAGGCGCAGCGCUUCCCGGUCCGCUUCCUUGUCCAUGGCGACGUGCUGACGUAUGGCUCUGGGCGCAGACAUAGGGUGCUGUGGGAUGACCCUGAUGUCGUGGCAGGCUUGAACCGCGAGAUUGCUAGACUGUGCGCGCGUUAUGGUGACGCGCGCGUCCCCUGGUCCGCCCGCGAACAGACCUGGCUCCGAAUGAUGCUGCACCUCCAGCCGCGAGUGACGCCCUCGCAUCUCAAGAACCUCUACGCCCGCGACUGGGUCGGCCGCCGCGUCGUCGUCAGCUGCGAGCUGUUUGGCCGCUGGGUGCGCGUGUGCACGCCGCGCAGCGAAAGCGAUAUCAGGGUUGCGAUUAUGUACUAUCGCUGA
Molecule: messenger RNA, 486 nt
Organism: Aplosporella prunicola CBS 121167
Lineage: Eukaryota; Fungi; Ascomycota; Dothideomycetes; Botryosphaeriales; Aplosporellaceae
Exons: 2
Coding region: 1-486 (161 amino acids)
Source: RefSeq, a predicted model, not a curated record